AUGACUGCUGCUAUACAAGAUGAGCUUUUGCCGGCUCGAGAUACCACUUCAAACACUCCGCGAUCCUCUCAGGAACGGCGUUGUUAUUCCUCGCCCACCUCCAUGGAGAGCGACGACAAGAAACAGAACCCAAAGGGGUUCGUGACCUCCAACGUUGAUCCACUAGAUCAAUCCCAACCCAUCGAAUAUCAUUCGAGCUCAAAGGGCCGUAUUGGCUCGGACCUGAUGGCAAACUCCAUGAAACUGCACAAACACAAAAUGAAAGAAGAAAUGGAGUCGGGGACCGUCGCAAGCGGCGCUGGAGGGAGACAUGGCAGCUUUUUUACGUCUAACGAUGAUCUUUCCAUAUUGCAAGACGAAGGUAGCAUUUUGGAUGCUCACAGUCUUGUUGAUAACGGAUCGUUUAUACAGGGGACUACCGACGAUGACGUUAUUUUAAAUGGCAGCACUUCGCGUCGAAAGCCUAUUAAAAGAGCCACUCAGGACUCUGGUAACUCCCUAAGGCAGUUUCCGUUCGAUUCUGAUAAACACGCCAAAAUUGUCCCAGCACAAGAACCGCCGGAGGAAACCCCCGAAAUUGACGGGCCAACAUCUAUCCAUGGGAGCCCCAAGAAAUCGAGAGGUUAUUCGCGGCGCGAAGUGGGCUCUGUUGACAGCCGACCCCCACGAACAUCCGAAUCACGUGCCACAUCAGCACACUCUCUAAACAUUAGCCAUCGACCCAGUGCCCUCAACGAUGGCGCCUUAAAGCGCUCAGAAUCGGCCACUGCUGAAAUCAAGAAAAUGCGUGAGUCUUUGUUACAUAAGCGGGAAAUGCGUAAGAAACAACGAAAUUUUCUGGACGACGACAGAGUCUUGAUAGGCAACAAAGUUAGCGAAGGACACGUCAAUUUUACGAUUGCGUACAACAUGCUCACUGGCAUUAGGGUAGCGGUCUCCAGAUGCUCGGGCAUAAUGAAGCCUUUAACACCACGCGAUUUCCGUUUAAGUAAGAAGCUGGCCUUUGAUUUUCACGGUAACGAAUUGACUCCAAGCUCACAAUAUGCUUUUAAAUUCAAAGACUAUUGUCCAGAAGUUUUUCGCGAGCUAAGAGCCUUGUUUGGUCUGGAUCCAGCAGAUUACCUGAUGUCUUUGACCUCGAAAUAUAUCUUGAGUGAAUUGAAUUCUCCUGGAAAAAGUGGAUCCUUUUUUUAUUUCAGCAGAGAUUACAAGUACAUCAUCAAGACAAUUCACCACGCAGAACAUCAACAUUUGAGAAAGACUCUCAAGGAGUAUUACACACAUGUGAAGGAUAAUCCUAACACAUUAGUUUCCCAAUUUUAUGGCCUUCACAGAGUGAAAAUGCCAAUAUCAUUCAAAAGUAAAAUAAAGCAUCGCAAAAUUUAUUUUCUGGUAAUGAAUAAUCUGUUUCCUCCGCAUUUGGAAAUCCAUACCACAUUUGACUUGAAGGGGUCUACCUGGGGGAGGUAUACGAAGGUGAACCCAACACCGAAGUCUGAUGAGGAAGAAGCGCAUCGGCCGGUUCUUAAAGACGUUAAUUGGCUAGAGGAACAACGCAGCAUUGAAUUUGGGCCCUUGAAAAAAAAGAAAUUUCUUCAGCAACUGGAAAAGGAUGUGGACCUUCUUGCAAGACUGAACAUCAUGGACUACUCUCUCCUUCUGGGUAUUCAUGACGUUGAGAGGGGAAAUGACUUGAUAGAUGAACGGAACAUUUUAACCAAGUUUAGUCCCGACCAAAACGGGCUGCAGGAAAUUAAACGUGCUUCGAUGGCUGAACAACAGGCACGGUACAAAUCGGUGACAGCAGUGCAGCAUUACUUCCAGCAGGAUGAGGGAGGCAUAAGAGCUUCUGACCAGUUCAACAAUGACCUUGGAACCAUCUACUACAUUGGAAUUAUUGACUGUUUAACAAACUAUUCAUACCUCAAAAAGUUUGAGACUUUUUGGCGCGGCCUGAAUCAUGAUUUAAAGGUAAUAAGUGCAGUACCUCCCAGGGACUACGGAGAUAGGUUUUAUGAGUUCAUGCAAGCAUCCGUUAACAGGGUACCUCAAAAGCCGUACAAAGAUGACCCCAAUGCUUCGGAGUAUAAAGACAUGCUUCCUAUCGACGAAAAAAAUUGA
Lachancea dasiensis is the source of this 2121-nucleotide messenger RNA. NCBI's taxonomy places the organism in Eukaryota, Fungi, Ascomycota, Saccharomycetes, Saccharomycetales, Saccharomycetaceae. The record is from the annotation of a GenBank genome assembly.